GUCCAUUCAGCCACUGGGCAUUGGGAGCGUGGGGCAGAUCUCAUCCUCAAGCCAUCCAUUUAAUCCCAGCUGCCACAGAGAACCUCACCAGUGCAAAGACCCACAGUUCUGUGAACAGCUCUUGUGUGCCUGAGAUAACUAUUAACACCACCAUGGAGUUUCUGGGUGUCCGACAGCCUUUUGCCCAUUUUCAGGAGGAAAAGUAUCAGAUGCUCGAGCUAAACCAGCGUCUUGAAUCAUACUUAGGUCGUGUAAAGCUUCUGGAGGAAGAGAACAAACUACUAAAAGAGGAGAUCUACACACUCAAGAAGAGCGCAGAGCCACCAGGCCAACGCAAAGCUCAGGAGGAGGCACUCAUCAAGACCAGGAAGAUGAAGGAAGAAGUCUGGAGAGAGAAAGAUCGUGUGGAGAUGGAGGUGGAGAACCUGAUUGAAGAUAUACAGAUGGUGAACAUUCAGAGGCAGAAAGAGAAGACUGCCCAUGCUGAAGCUCAGAAGAGACUCGCAGACAGCAAAAAAGAGCUAGAAGAGGAGCGGAGAGCUCAGAACUGGCUCAGGGAGAAGUUUGCCCAGCUCGAGAAAGACCUCGUGCUACAGAUGCAAGACCACCAGGAGAACAUGGAAACUUUGCAGGCCUCUCUGAAUCAGACAAAGCAAGUCUUGAUGGCUCCACAGAUGAUCCAAACGACCAUCAUCCCAGACCUGGGACAGGAGUAUGGCCACAGAGCAGCUCAAGCCUGGAAGGAGGCAACCAGCAAAUAUCAGAGAAAGGUGGAAAAUCUGGAGGAAAGUCUAAACCAGGCAAAGACCAAUAUGGGAAAGCUUCAUCAGGAGAAAAGAGAAAAGCAGUAUCAGAUUCAACAACUGGCUAAGGAACUGGAGAGCAUGAAGAUGAAGAGAGAGAUGCUGGAGAAGCAUGCGGUGCAACAGAGAGACGAACACAGCGAGGAGCUUCAGCAUCUUCAGGCUCAAGUAGAUGCUCUGGAGAUGGAGAAGGAGACUCUGGGACAGGAGAUUGGCAGCCUGAUGGUGGACAGACAGAACCUGCUGCAGGUUAAGAUGUCUCUUGGACUGGAGUUGGCCACAUACAGAGCUCUACUGGAAAGCGAAGGCAUGAGAAUCAACAAACCAGCGACAAAUAAGACUCAAUCUACUAUACUUUUAGAUGCACUCUCAAAGCCCACUGGGACCCACCCAGCCUCAAAGACCUCCAGCCAAUUCAGCAGUAUUGUGUCUACAAGUCACAGAUCAAUCAGCUCCUCCCAAAAACUGCUGACCAAUGUGACUCCAACAUGGACCCCCACUCGAGGGAGUCCACAGAAGAAACCAACCAGCACCUCAGUGACAGACAAGAAAAGGGUUAAUCUAUUAGAGGAGAAAGGUGCGCCUGUGAAUAAUUUUUAUCCAAAGAAGGACCUUCAAGAUAUGGCAUGUACAGCAACUCCUCCCCAAACCAUGUCAGAAAGUGUCACAGCAGAACCAGAAGAUCUUGAGGUUGAGAAGGAGAGUGAGCCAAAAUGCACUGAAAUGGUUGAAUCUAAAACCAAUGAAUCUGUAUUGAUGAGUGUGUUGUCAACUGACCUUACAAGUAGUCUCUCCCAGACUCCUGAAACUGAGAGCUGGGCUGGUCCAUUUACAGAACCUGCAGGGGUUUCAGAAGAAAGCAAAGAUGAAGACACUGAGGUGUCUGUGGAGAUGGCUCGGAUCUCACAUGCACCUAAGGUUGCCUGGGAGGAAAAUAAAACCAUGGGAGAUGAUAAAGAGGACGCUUGUGAGAUGGAUGUAAGAUCAGUUAGUGAAAGUCACCUAACUGGGUAUGGAGAUGCAGAGAGUGACAAUCCAUUAACAUUCAGCCAUGUUAGUAAAAACACCAAUAUAAUGGUUUCAUCGAUUCAAGAUGAAGAUCUGAUGAGAGGAGAUGAAAAGGACAAUGUCAGCAAUAUUAGUGAGGAUUUGUCAGAGCCAAUGAACAGUGAAACCGAAGCAGCAAUUGAUUCAAUUAUUGAGUGGGACAGAGAUGAAGACAAUGAGGAACAGAACAGUAUAAAAGUAAAAGGGCCUGAUUCUGAGGUUGAGGAAAAGAAUGAGAUAAAAGUAAUGAGCUCUGUCUUUGAGGUUGAGGAACAGAAUGAGACAAAAAUAACAAGCCCUGACUUUGAGGUUGAGGAACAGAAUGAGAUAAAAGUAAUGAGCUCUGACUUCAAAGUUGAGGAACAGACUCAGAUAAAAAUAACAAGCCCUGACUUUGAGGUUGAGGAACAGAAUGAGAUAAAAAUAACAAGCCCUGACUUUGAGGCUGAGAAACAGAAUGAGAUAAAAGUAAUGAGCUCUGACUUUGAGGUUGAGGAACAGAAUGAGAUAAAAAUAACAAGCCCUGACUUUGAGGCUGAGAAACAGAAUGAGAUAAAAGUAAUGAGCUCUGACUUUGAGGUUGAGGAACAGAAUGAGAUAAAAAUAACAAGCCCUGACUUUGAGGUUGAGGAACAGAAUGAGAUAAAAAUAACAAGCCCUGACUUUGAGGCUGAGAAACAGAAUGAGAUAAAAGUAAUGAGCUCUGACUUUGAGGUUGAGGAACAGAAUGAGAUAAAAAUAACAAGCCCUGACUUUGAGGUUGAGGAACAGAAUGAGACAAAAGUAACAAGCCCUGACCUCACACUUGAGGAACAGAAUGAGAUAAAAGUAAUGAGCUCUGACUUUGAGGUUGAGGAACAGAAUGAGAUAAAAAUAACAAGCCCUGACUUUGAGGUUGAGGAACAGAAUGAGAUAAAAAUAACAAGCCCUGACUUUGAAGUUGAGGAACAGAAUGAGAUAAAAGUAAUGAGCUCUGACUUCGAGCUUGAGGAACAGAAUGAGAUAAAAGUAAUGAGCUCUGACUUCGAGCUUGAGGAACAGAAUGAGAUAAAAGUAAUGAGCUCUGACUUCGACCUUGAGGAACAGAAUGAGAUAAAAGUAAUGAGCUCUGACUUUGAGGUUGAGGAACAGAAUGAGACAAAAAUAACAAGCCCUGACUUUGAGGUUGAGGAACAGAAUGAGAUAGAAGUAACAAUCCCUGACUUUGAGGUUAAGGAACAGAAUGAGAUAGAAGUAACAAUCCCUGACUUUGAGGUUAAGGAACAGAAUGAGAUAAAAGGAAUGAGCUCUGACUUUGAGUUUGAGGAACAAAAUGAGACAAAAGAAACAAGCCUUGACUUUGAGGUUGAGCAACAGAAUGAGACAAAAGAAACAAGCCCCGACUUUAAGGUUGAGAAACAGAAUGAGAUAAAAGUAAUGAGCUCUGACUUCAAAGUUGAGGAACAGAAUGAGAUAAAAGUAAUGAACCCUGAUUCUGAUGUUGAGGAACAAAAUGAGAUCAAACUAAUGAGCACUGACUUCGAGGUUGAGGAACAGAAUGAGAUUAAAAUGAUGAACCCUGACGUUGAGGUUCAGGAACAAAAUGAAAUUAAAAUGAUGAACCCUGAUUCUGAGGUUGAGGAACAUGAUAAAAUUAAAAUAAUAAGCCUUGACAUUGAGGCUGAGAAACUGACAGAGAUUGACAAUGAAAUGAAGGAUAUAAUUGUAACUAAAGAAAAUGAAGAUCCAGUGAUUAAGAAAGACAUUGAUGGAGGACUUCAAACUGUAGGUUCUCAAAAAAACCUUGAUCAUGUGGGGAGUACAACAGACGUCAUAGAAGAAAAUGUAGCACCUACUGAGGAAUAUAGGGGAGAAGAAGAAAACCAAGAGGACGACGAUGACUCCCAAAACAUAUCUGUUUCAUGCACAACUGAUCCUGGAGAUUGUGACAGCUACACACAAGAAAACACAAUAGCAGACACACGCCCGUUGAUUCGGUAUAAAAGUGACGAUGAAUCAGACAUAAACGUACAAGCGGCACAUUUUAGGGGUGGUGAGAUGAGUGACAGUGAGGACGAGAAGGAAAGGAUAGAUGGAGGUCGGUGUGGUGAAAGCGUCUCCAAACGCUUUAACACAAUGGAAGAUCUCUCAGAAGAACCAGACAUGGAUGUCAUUGGAGAGAUGAUAACAGAAGAAACUGUUCAGACAGAAGAAGCAUUGGAUAAUGAUAGAGAGCCUAUGAUUCUUCAGAGUGGCUCUGGAGGCCAUGAAGAUUUGGUGGUGGAGGGAGAAAGUGUAAAAGCUGAUCUCAUGGGAAACCAGAAGGUAGAAAGUGAUGAUGAUGAUGAUGUGAGAGAUGAGGAUCAUGGUUUUAAAGUUAAUGAGCAAAAGGAGAUUCAACAACUGAAUGAAGAACCACUAAUUCAUCACACUGAACAGCCCGUCCAGGAGGAUGAUGAAACAGUCAAUUCAAAUGAUAGUCAAGAAAAUGACUUAAAGUUGGUUAACAAUCAAUCCUCAUUCCCAGAUCCACAAUUUCCUGAAACCUCCCAGGAAGUACAACUUCAAGAUUCUAGUGAAGUUUCAUUAGCAUUUUCCCAAAGCGCUACAAUCACAAAACAGAGCUUUCAAGAAGACGUCCAGAACAUUUCCAUGCACACCAACAUGGACUUCAUGGAAACUCUCCCUUUGGAGAGUGAGAGAAAUAGUCAGGCAGACAUCAACAUGCCCAACUUUGACCAGGAUGAGUAUAACAGUUCAGAGGAUGAGUCUCCAAAUGCCAGCCAGUCCUUUCAGUGUUCAUCUCUUUCACCAAAGGCUACUGCCAAUGAACUGCCAUUAACCUUGGGAGCCCAACUCAGUAAUGAUGAAGUCUCUGAAGCUGAUUUAGUGUCUAACAAUGAACCAGAAGUAUUCAGUAAGGACUUUAUAGAGAAGAGCACUGAAGACCAUAAAACUCAGAUUCAUGAUUUGGACAAUCAAAGUACAGCCACCACAGCAGACAUCACCUUCAGUAUGGAUGAAAGUUCAAGCCAGCAUUCAAUGAAGCAUGAGACUGAGAACGUAGACAGUCCAAACAGGAUGGCAAGUGUAGCUGAAAACAUCUUUGGGGUUUUUGAGAAAAAUACAACGGAGAGCUUUUCCACACAAGAAUCAAAAGUGAUCGACAUCUUCCAAAGAGACAUUCCAGAAGAGGAAUUCCCAUCAAAAAAGGAAAAGGAGAGUGAAAUUCACAGUUUCUUUAGCACUAAUUUAAAGGAAGAGUUCUGGAAUGAAGGAAAAACGGAGAUGGGAGCUACGAAUGACCCAGUGAAGACUGAAACCUUCACACAUGAAUCUAUUCACUUAAACCAGGGCAUGGUCUUCGGACAGGAAUGGAGAGAUCUGGGAGUCGUGCCAACAGCUAAUGGAAACUCUAAAGAAGAAUUGAAGUUCUUCAAAGUUCAGACACAGGAUGAGAAGCUAAGGCAUAAAGAUGAAGAAUCAAGGCAAGCAGAGAUGAUCCAAUCUGAUGAGUCUGUGGAUGGUGGAGAUUCUUGGUCCUCUGGUGAUGAGUAACUGCUCUGCCAAAAACCAAAAACUAAUGUUUGUUCUGUCCAAUAACAGUUUCUAUUUAAGACUAAACCAAAAACCUAAAAAAAAACUUAGUAAUAUUAAUAUUAAAUAAUAAAAAGAUCAUGUUUAUUAAAAGGUGAACUGAAACAUUUUUACUUACAGAAAUGAAACUAGACAUGAGAACAAGUGCAAUGUGUGUGAUGUGUCAUGUUUUUACUCAUCCAUUUAACAGUCAGCUGUCAUAUGGAUAUGGAGAUUUUGUUUUAGCUGUCAACUGUAUGAAGUGUCAUUUCAUGUUUGUUGUUUAUUUAUGCUAUGAUCAGACCAGCUUCGUGUUGAUCUCUUUAUGUGUCAAUUUUCAAAAAUAAAAGAACAAAAAAUCA
Messenger RNA from Misgurnus anguillicaudatus (oriental weatherfish), 5767 nucleotides. RefSeq names its product nestin (gene nes). Lineage: Eukaryota; Metazoa; Chordata; Actinopteri; Cypriniformes; Cobitidae. The record is from RefSeq and is a predicted model, not a curated record. Gene Ontology annotation, biological process: positive regulation of intermediate filament depolymerization. Gene Ontology annotation, cellular component: intermediate filament. Gene Ontology annotation, molecular function: intermediate filament binding; CCR5 chemokine receptor binding.